GGCGGGCGGGACUGGCAGCGGCGGGAGGCAGCCGGGGCCGCGCCGUGGCUCUGCCGCUGCCGCCGCCGAGCGCGGCCCGCUGAGAGCUCCGGCCCUGCGCCCUGUGAGGAACGGGAAGGAGAGGAGGAAGAAACUUCAGCCGGGCCGACAGCCCGCCCGGCACAGCGCGGCCCUCGGGCCCCAGCGUGUGGCGGUGGCGGCAGCCAAAGAGCGGAGCAGGAUGGACAAGUACGACGACCUGGGCCUGGAGGCCAGCAAGUUCAUCGAGGACCUCAACAUGUACGAGGCCUCCAAGGACGGGCUCUUUCGGGUGGACAGAGCGGCCGGCAACAACCCGGAGUUUGAGGAGACUCGGCGGGUCUUUGCCACCAAGAUGGCAAAGAUCCACCUCCAGCAGCAGCAGCAGCAGCAGCAGCAGGAGAUGCUGAUGGCCACGGCCUCCCUCAAUGGUGGGGCCGGUUUGGGUGCACCACGGCCCAGCCUGCCCGCGCCCCGUGGUGCCAAGCCGCCCCUGGGCUCGCCCGCCGGCCCCCUGCCCCAGGUGGCAGCUGAGGGCCCUGGCAGCGGGCGGUCGGCCACCUGCAGAGCCUUCCCCUUGCCUGGGGAGCCGCAGUCCCUCGGUUCCCAGGCUGGGCGGCGGAGCUGGGAAGCGGAGCCCCGCAGAGACCCUCAGGAGAACGGUGGUGAUGAGCGGCGGGGCAGCCAGGGCCAGGAGCUGAAGCCAGCCGGACAGAGGUCCUCCUCCUUCUCGCAGGUGCGUGGCCCCUCAGGUCCCUCGGAUGGGGCGCCAGCGGCCAUGCUGCAACACAAGUCCUCCUUCUCGGCCUCUGCGGCACAGCCCAGCCCAGGGUUUUUGGCCCUCACCGAGCCCUGCGGGCCACGAGCCAGUGUGGAUGGGCCAACCACAGAUGGCGGCCAGCUGUGGUACCAGGGCGGCUCACGGCCCUUCCCACCCAGCUCUGCUCCUGCGGGCCCCAGCAUGGACUACCAGCAAGCUGGCGUCCACCCCAGUCCCACCAGUCAUUUUGUGGCCCAUGGCCACAACCACCGGCCCAAUGGCGGCCCUGAGCUGGGUGCCUCAACUCUGGCAGCAGCACGUGGACCGUUGACUUCAGAUGCGCCAAAGCAGCCUUUCAAGGAGGGCACAAGCAGUCUCCAUCCUGACGGGGGGCACCAGGAAGGCUGUGGCACGGCCAAGGUGAAGUUGCCCUGCCAGACCCUCCUGCAGCCGGAGCAGGGGCCGUCCGCAGCCGAGCUGAAGCUGGAAGCACUCACCCAGCGCCUGGAGCAGGAGAUGGAUGCACGGCCCAAGGCCGACUACUUCGGAACCUGCGUGAAGUGCAGCAAAGGGGUGUAUGGAGCCAACCAGGCCUGCCAGGCCAUGGGCAACCUCUACCACGACGGCUGCUUCACCUGCGGAGCCUGCAGUCGGAAGCUGAGAGGAAAAGCCUUUUAUUUCGUCAACGGGAAGGUGUUCUGUGAGGAAGAUUUCCUGUACUCUGGCUUCCAGCAGUCAGCUGACAGGUGUUUCAUUUGUGGCCAUUUGAUCAUGGACAUGAUCCUGCAGGCUCUGGGGAAAUCAUAUCAUCCAGGCUGCUUCCGAUGUGUGGUCUGCAACGAGUGUCUGGAUGGUGUGCCAUUCACUGUGGACACUGAAAACAAAAUCUACUGUGUCAGAGAUUACCACAAAGUUUUAGCUCCAAAGUGUGCAGCAUGUGGGCUUCCCAUUCUGCCCUCUGAGGGGUCUGAUGAGACCAUUCGGGUUGUGUCUAUGGACAAGGAUUACCAUGUGGAAUGUUACCACUGUGAGGAUUGUGGGAUGGAACUGAAUGACGAAGAUGGGCAUCGCUGUUACCCUCUGGAUGACCAUUUGCUUUGUCACUCCUGUCAUCUGAAACACAUAGAGAAUGGCACAACCCCAGCAGCUGUGUACCAGCAUCGCUACUAGCCAGAGUGGCUGACAGCUGGGAGCCCUGACAGACCAUUUAUGUCAUCUCCCUCUCCCGGCCCUCAGAUGAUUUCCUGUGCAUGUUUUCUCCAAUUGGCAGUUUUCCUGUAAAAGGAUAUGAGAGAUUUUUGCUGGAUUCACAGAGUCUGUAUGCGUUUGAGUUCCAGCUGUACCAAACUCUGUCUACUUGACCAGGAAUGUGGCAUGUUAUCUAAACUGAUUGGUUUACUCUUACGUGCCUUUUUCUGCUACUUGGAGAUUCCUUUGGGCUCAUUUUGGAAGACUCUUAAGUGAAAGCACAACUUGCCAUCAUGCCAGCAAACUCAGAUCAGGCCAUGCACAAUUAAAAAGCCAGAGGCUGGCUUGCCUGCCUGCUGGGAAUGCUCCAUCAGUCUAAUAAAUGGUUCCUGACAAGCACGUUUCAUCACAGUCUCCGAAGGACACCAAAUUGUUAAUAUGAGGUUUUAGACACUCUCUCUUAGUAAUACUUUAGAAAAAGAAAAUAAAGGAGUCUGUGCAAAAUA
This is a messenger RNA of Numida meleagris (helmeted guineafowl), 2472 nucleotides long. RefSeq names its product LIM domains containing 1 (gene LIMD1). The transcript is spliced from 8 exons. Gene Ontology annotation, biological process: positive regulation of miRNA-mediated gene silencing; regulation of DNA-templated transcription; cytoskeleton organization. Gene Ontology annotation, cellular component: nucleus; transcription regulator complex; P-body. NCBI's taxonomy places the organism in Eukaryota, Metazoa, Chordata, Aves, Galliformes, Numididae. Bases 221 to 1948 code for a protein of 575 amino acids. The record is from RefSeq and is a predicted model, not a curated record. Gene Ontology annotation, molecular function: transcription corepressor activity.